GGUUUUUGUGAGUUGGAGCUGAGUGCAGUGAUCCUCAUGUGUUUGCAUGUGUGGAGCCUUCUGAAACAACAAUCAUUGCCCCAUUCAUUCAGUCAAAUUCACAUUCGAUUUGAACAUUUACCUAAGCUCAGCAUGCUUUUAUGCAGUGCAGCUGCCACAUAAUUGGCUCAUUAUAUAAUUGCAUGAAUAAGAAGGUCGGCAGGUAUUUUCUAAUAAAGAAUAAAGUGAGAGUAAUUACGGAUUACGGAUGAUUACUGCAAUUACUUUUCACAAAUGACAUCUGCUGACUCUAUGGACUAUAUGUCUGCAUACAUGCGCUUGUUCUGUAAACAAAUAUAUACAGUGUGUAAAAGGGGAAACAAACACAGCGACUCACCUGCAGUGUAAAUGUCCUGCGGAGAAGGAGAUUGCAUCUAAGGAACAGGUUGUUUUCUGAGAGUUAUCACCUGAGGGAAACAGGUGUACAGGCUCGGUUUGUCUGUGGGAAGUAAAAUGUUUCCAAUUCCAGAGCCAAACUGGUUCAACAGGCUGUGACGUCACGUCUGUCUCCAACCUGCUAUGAGCUUCCUCCAACCAAGCUUCAUUCGUCCACGCAUCCUGUUUGAGCGAAUGAUCUCCUGAUGGAACCCCCUUCAUAUGAAGAGGCCAAUCUCCACCCUUCCGCUCUGAGAACAGGAGGAUUCAGCUCCCCACCUCCCCCCUCCUACUACGCCUCCCUCUCAUCCCCCUCCACGCCGCCUCCCACCUACGUAGAAGCAGUGACGACUCAGCCGGAUCCAUUUCCUGUCCUGUCUGUCCACUCUGUGCCCACUACUCAGACCUCACCACCGCAAAACGCUGGAAACAUAAUACAUCCAGUCACACAAGUUGGUGCAGGACGGCGUCACCACACCCACCAAACUCAGCCAGCUGUGGUUGUGAUUCAGCCGCCGCCUGUUCCUAUCUCUGUCACAUACCUGAGAGACAUUCCCGGUUUGGUGCGCUGCCCGCACUGCCACCACACUGUCACCACACAAGUCACAUACCUGCCAGGGAAAGCUGCCUGGUGCAUGUGUGUUCUUCUGUCAGUGAUGGGGUUGGUCUGUGGUUUCUGCCUGAUCCCGUUACUGGUGCGCGGAAUGCAAGAUGCUUAUCACUCGUGCCCGCAGUGUGGAAACAAUUUGCAUGUGUACAAAAGAUGACGCUGUCUGGGAUUUACAGGCCUCCCCUUCUCCUCCUCCCUCCACCCAAAAAAGCACAACAUGGAUAGUUUGUUACGAGCUAAGCAGCUCGCCCUGGAGACAUCUGUGUGACACUACUGUAUCUAAUUAAUAAGAGAACAUACUGGACCAUACUGUAUGGAUGGACACAUGAGAGAAGGAUUGUGCUGCGAGAGCGGUUCGAGACGUUUCUGUGGACUUUUUGUUCGACAAGAAUUAAAACUCUCCACAGCUGAUUUUCCCACGGAAAAAUAAUGAUAACGAUAAUGAUAAUAAAUCUACAGGGGGUGAGUAUACGACACCAACGAAAUCAUUUUGACUUUAAAUUAUGAAUUUGCUAAGAUAUGUAUUUUCUGACAUUGACUAUGUUUACAUGUAUCACCUUAAACUGAGAAUAAGGAAUAAUCAGAUUAACACAUGGGAAGCCUUUAGUUACGCCUGCAUUUGUCUUAAUCUGAUAAAUGUCCCACAUGAGUUUUGACAGAAGUAGCCGUGAGUCAUGAUAUGACUACUUUCUGUAACAUGUGUACAAGGAUAUGAGUAGAAUUUUUUUGUAUAAACUAAUGUAUCAGAAUCAGAAUCAGAAUACUUUCCUAUUCGGAAUAAGUCACAUUACUGGUUUCCACAUAAACAUAACCAUGUUAGUCAUAGGAAACUAAAUUGUUACUUAUGUUUACUUUACACCUGUUGCUUUUACUGCUGUGUCUGCCAUGAAAAAGUCUUUUUGUAAGAUACUGUUCACAAGCAUUUCUAAUAUAUAAAACUUCCCUGUGCCAAACUGCAGGGAUCAUUCAGUCUCUUCUGUAAACAUAAAAAGUAAUAGUUGGAGAGGGUGCAAUAUAUUAUAUAUAUAUUACCAAUAUUAUUGUGCUGAUAAUAUUGUGCUUCCGUUUAUAAUACUGCGUAUAUACAGUAGGAAAUCCCUUUUUGUAUCUGACCAUUUAUUGUUUGUGCUGAUUUCAAAAAUGAGAUGGAAGAGAAUUUUGAAUCAGUUCCUGUGGAGUUUGACCUCGAUUCACUGACAAACAAGAUGAUGUUGAGUCCAUGGUCUGAAUCACCAUAAUACAAAUCAUGUUUCCAUUUCCAAUUUCCAUUCCACCACAAGAACAAAUAUUCACAUUUACCAAAGACGAUGGGGACAACUUGACCUGGUAUGGAAGCCUGAUAUUUUUAUUUUUAAAGUAAACAAAGCCUAACACACACAUCUUACUUUCAGACUGUGACGGAUGGGCAGAAUGUUUAAUAUAGAGACCAUAUAGAGUUUUGUUUACUGCUAAUUAUUUGUUUACACCAGUACAGUUUGCAUAUAUGUUGUAUUAUUGAAUUGUGGUUUUAUUACAAAUAAAUCAUCAGUUGAGAAACAAUAAUCCAUUUAUGGAUUUUAAACUAUCAGUUUAAAACCAAUCAGUUGAUCACAUAUGUAUAAAUCUCCUCCCCAGGACAUGAAAUACUAACAUUUUGGCCCCUCCCACCACAUGAGCAUAGACAAUCACUCCAUCUCUGCAGUUCCUCUGAUGCUGUCAUGCAUUUAUUGUUUGAAUUGUUUUCUCCUUCAAACUGCUUUGGCAGUUACUGAAAAUGCGGGAAUAAUGAGCUUGCACUGACAUACACUGUAUGUAUGUAGAACUUUGUGUAUUUUGUGUAAAGUACCUCAA
This is a messenger RNA of Solea senegalensis (Senegalese sole), 2854 nucleotides long. Its product is annotated as lipopolysaccharide-induced tumor necrosis factor-alpha factor homolog. The record is from RefSeq and is a predicted model, not a curated record. Gene Ontology annotation, molecular function: zinc ion binding. The transcript is spliced from 5 exons. Bases 621 to 1181 code for a protein of 186 amino acids. NCBI's taxonomy places the organism in Eukaryota, Metazoa, Chordata, Actinopteri, Pleuronectiformes, Soleidae.